AUGUUUAGUGGAAGAUUCGCCGCAAUUAUCAUGCUGGUCUUAGCAGCUAUAAUGAUCUUAAAUUCAUCAGCUAUGAAGCUAAGCUCAUCUCUCAAUAACCUCAAGACAGCAGCUUAAUUAAAAUCAAAGACUAAAAUGAACUCUUAAUAUAAUUUACCACCUGAUUGGAAACCUUUCGGAGGAGUAUACGCUCAAUCAUAAGAUUCCUCUGAGUGA
Stylonychia lemnae is the source of this 216-nucleotide messenger RNA. Lineage: Eukaryota; Ciliophora; Spirotrichea; Sporadotrichida; Oxytrichidae. The record is from the annotation of a GenBank genome assembly.